GCGCGACUCGGCGUGUACGACCGUGAAGGACGCCGACGACAGGCUUGGGAUGAAAUAUCAAAGUUAAAACAAACUCAAAGGAGGACGCUGAGAUGGCGUUGUCGUGUCUGACUCGAGCUCUGCGCUCCCUGACCGUCUCCCAGAAUACUCUGCUCUCCUCACAGUGUGAGCUGGGGGCUCUGGUGUCCACCACAGUAGCCCAGUGCCGAGGCUUCCUCACCACAGCCUCUCUGGAGCAAAACAAGACGCUGUGGAAGCAGAGGGAGAAGUACACCAUCAAACCAAUAGGAAUGAAAAAGACAGGAGGCCGAGAUCACACAGGAAGGAUACGGACUCAUGGCAUCGGUGGUGGACAUAAGCAAAGGUACCGAUGGAUAGACUUCCAGAGACUCCACUAUGAGGAAGGCAAAGAGGGCAAGCCCUUUGAGGAGAAGGUUGUGGAAGUGCGAUACGACCCAUGCAGGUCUGCUGACAUUGCCCUGGUGGCUGGAGGCAGCCGUAAGAGAUGGAUCAUUGCUACAGAGAACAUGCAAGCUGGAGAUACCAUUAAAACAUCUGCAGUAAUUGGACGCAUGGCAGUCUUGGCCAAUGAAGGUGAUGCCCACCCACUAGGAGCUCUUCCUGUGGGAACACUGGUAAACAACCUGGAGAUACAACCAGGGAAGGGAUCAGAGUAUAUACGUGCUGCAGGCACAAGUGGCGUUUUGCUCCGCAAAGUGAACGGAACAGCAAUCGUUCAGCUUCCCUCCAAGCAGCAGGUUCAGGUACAUGAGACGUGCAUAGUAACAGUGGGACGUGUGUCCAACAUUGACCACAACAAAGAGAUCAUUGGCAAAGCCGGUCGCAAUCGCUGGUUUGGUGUUCGCCCUUCGAGUGGCCUGUGGCAGAGGAAGGGAGGCUGGGCAGGACGCAAGAUUAAACCACUGCCUGCAAUGAAGAAUUACGUCAACCUGCCCUCAAUCACAGCUCAGUAACAACAAAGUUUGUUUGGGAAUUACUGUACAAAGAAAUGAUUUACAAAAAGCGAAUAAAGACGACCUGUGUUUAUA
Solea senegalensis (Senegalese sole) is the source of this 1049-nucleotide messenger RNA. RefSeq names its product mitochondrial ribosomal protein L2 (gene mrpl2). The record is from RefSeq and is a predicted model, not a curated record. Gene Ontology annotation, biological process: cytoplasmic translation. The coding region runs from base 93 to 974 and encodes 293 amino acids. Gene Ontology annotation, molecular function: RNA binding; structural constituent of ribosome. The transcript has 8 exons. Gene Ontology annotation, cellular component: ribosome. NCBI's taxonomy places the organism in Eukaryota, Metazoa, Chordata, Actinopteri, Pleuronectiformes, Soleidae.